Molecule: messenger RNA, 627 nt
Organism: Fusarium odoratissimum NRRL 54006
Lineage: Eukaryota; Fungi; Ascomycota; Sordariomycetes; Hypocreales; Nectriaceae
Exons: 3
Coding region: 1-627 (208 amino acids)
Source: RefSeq, a predicted model, not a curated record
AUGGCAGUGGGGUUGCAAGUGACGAACAUCGAACAAUUGACAUCUCGAAGCGUGGAUGAGAAGACGAUGGUUGAAUGUGGUGGCCACAUCAAGCAGUGCGGAAUAAUGGAAGAGGUCAAGAUUAUUCGUUCCCCUAUAAGCACCAGUUACGUUACACAAAACGUUACCACUACGACUGAGCGUGUUCUCCCAACACAAACGAUUGUCAUCAAAUCAGUCAAGGUCGUGACUGUCAACAACCAAACUCAAGGACAUUGCCGAAGUACCACGACCAUCCCUGACCUGAAACCCGCCAUAAUCACUGUGAACGUCACAGUCGAGCAUGUCAGAGAGAUUGUGCCUAUCACGAACGUCACGGUCAUAGAAACCAGUGUUGUCACAGCCACGUCGAUCGAACAAUGCUUCAUCAACAAUCCAGAAACAUCAUAUCCUCGUUUGGUAUCAUCUUCACAGAUUCCGCCCCCUGCGGCGUUCUCAAGCCAAGAGCCACCCGUAGCAUCGGCCAGUGGGGAUGCGUUAUUAGAUGGCCAGGGAGAAACUGAGGAGAUAAGACAUGAGCGUAUCUAUCAGCAAGUUGAGGAAGAUAUCUCGCUCGAGAAUCCCGAGUUCAUUUUCCAAGGUGAUUAG